AUGGGUGUAGGAUUUCACCAGUGCCGGUGGGGUUACAAGAAUGUUAGUGAUGUUGAGGGAGUGGUCGCUCACUAUGCCAAAGCUGGAAUCCCUUUAGAAGUUAUGUGGACAGAUAUUGACUAUAUGGAUGGAUUUAAGGAUUUCACACUCGAUCCUAUUAACUUCCCCUUGGAUCAGAUGAAGUUGUUUCUUGAUAUACUUCAUCAAAAUGGCCAGAAAUAUGUGCUUAUCUUGGAUCCUGGUAUCAGCGUGAACAACACAUAUGGAACUUAUGUAAGAGGGAUGCAGUCUGACAUAUUCAUAAAACGUGAUGGUAUCCCUUAUCUAGGGGUGGUUUGGCCUGGGAAUGUAUAUUACCCUGAUUUUGUAAAUCCAUCUGGAGGAAUCUUUUGGGGUGAUGAGAUUGGGAGAUUCCGGGAUCAUCUGUCAUUCGAUGGUCUGUGGCUUGACAUGAAUGAGUUAUCCAAUUUCAUAUCUUCUGCCGUGACUCCAUCAUCUACACUUGAUGAGCCUCCCUACAAGAUUAACAAUUUAGGAGUCCAAAUGCCCAUUAAUAAUAGAACUGUUCCGGCAACUUCUCUGCACUUUGGUAACAUUACAGAAUAUAAUGUCCAUAACCUUUAUGGUUUUUUAGAAUCCAAAGUCACUAACGAGGCCUUAGUAAAGGUAACUGGUAAAAGGCCAUUUAUCCUUGCUAGAUCAACUUUUGUGGGCUCUGGCAAAUACACAGCACACUGGACUGGAGACAAUGCCGCCACGUGGGAUGAUUUGGCAUACUCGAUUCCGAGCAUCUUAAGUUUUGGACUGUUUGGGAUUCCAAUGGUUGGAGCGGAUAUAUGUGGUUUUUCUGGAAACACAACGGAAGAGCUAUGUCGACGUUGGAUUCAGCUAGGGGCUUUUUAUCCCUUUGCAAGAGAUCACUCUGCCAUUGAUACUACCCGUCAAGAGCUCUAUUUGUGGGAUUCAGUUGCUGCAGCAGCCAAGAAGGUGCUUAGGUUUCGGUAUCAGCUGCUUCCCUACUUUUAUAUGCUAAUGUAUGAGGCACAUAUGAGAGGAACUCCAAUUGCACGGCCCCUUUUCUUCUCUUUUGCUCAAGACUUGAAUACGUAUGAAAUCAGCUCACAGUUCCUCAUAGGCAAGGGCGUAAUGGUGUCACCUGUGCUGAAGCAAGGGGCAAUCUCAGUUGAUGCUUACUUCCCAUCAGGAAAUUGGUUCGACCUCUUCAACUAUUCGCAAUCAGUCAGUGUAGACGAAGGAAAAUAUGUGACACUUGAUGCACCACCUGACCAUAUAAAUCUACAUAUUAGGGAAGGGAACAUAUUGGCCAUGCAAGGGGAAGCUAUGACGACACAAUCAGCUAGGAAGACGGCAUUCCAGCUUUUGGUAGUUCUCAGCAACAGCGAAAACAGCACUGGAGAAGCAUUCUUUGAUGAUGGAGAGGAAGUGGAAAUGGGAGGGGAAGGAGGUCGGUGGACUUUAGUAAGAUUUAAUGGCAAUCUCGUAGGUAACACAGUAAUGGUUGGAUCGGAGGUUGUGAAGGGAGAAUUUGCCUUGAGUCAGAAGUGGGUUAUAGAAAAGGUUAUAUUUUUAGGGUUGAACAGUGGGAAAGGCUUGGAAGGCUAUAAAAUAAUCACUAAGGGAGGAAAUGGGCAUCAGAAGCCACGUCCGUCUGUAAGUUUUGGUAUUAACGGACAGUUUACUACUGUGGAGAUGGAAGAUUUGUCAUUGCUGAUUGGUGAGGGUUUUAUGAUAGAGCUAAAUUUCGGUAAGUAAUGGUACAUUUCAUAGUCAAAUAAAUUUUGUAAGUUCUUGUGGUAAUCAGUGAUUCAAACAAGAGGCGGUCCGAGUCUUCCUCUGUUGAAGUACCUAAAUCUCCUCCUUUAUCGUCUUUCUUCCAUCCGGUGGGAAAGGAUGAGACGGAAUAAUGUUCCUCCUCUCUCUCUCUCUCUCUCUCUCUCUCUCUCUCUCUGUAUGUGUUCAAUUCAAAAUGGCAUUUAGUUACCAUAUAUUGAUGAAAAAUGAUG
Ilex paraguariensis (yerba mate) is the source of this 2024-nucleotide messenger RNA. The record is from the annotation of a GenBank genome assembly. Lineage: Eukaryota; Viridiplantae; Streptophyta; Magnoliopsida; Aquifoliales; Aquifoliaceae.